AUGUGCAAAACAUACAUUCGCUAUCGAGCGGCCACGAGCUCAGUUCAGUGUCUGCCGCGGCAAGAGACAAGCUCCGACGAGCCGCCGCCGCCGCUGCCAUGGCUUCCAGGACCCUUUCCGUCUCCUCCCUCGCCUCCGCCUUCGCCUCCACCCCACGCCCCAGACUCCACGUAGCCCCCGGGUCCCGCAUCCGCGCCUCCCCUCUCUCCACCGCCGCCGCGGCCGCCGCCACUGAUGGCGACGCUGACGGCGUGGACACCGUGGAGCAGCUCCUCGUCGCUAAACCCUCAUACGCAGGCAGGGGACGCAUCGACCGGCUGAUGAAGCUGCAGCGCCGCGCGGACGGGGACCUCCCCGCGGGCGGGCGGCGGAGGUGGUUCCCUUACCUGGACGCGUUCCGGGCGGCCGAGGGCGUGGUGGAGCUGGGCAGCCGAGAGGUGGUGGAGGUGCUGGAGCCGCACAUCCUGGAGGCGCGGCGGGAGCGGAUCCGCCGCGCCGUCGAGAGCAGGAGCUACUCCGUCUGCCUCGUCGUGGAGGGCCUCUCCGACUUCGGGAACGUCUCCGCGGCGUUCCGCUCCGCCGACGCGCUGGGCGUGCAGUCCGUGCACGUCAUCUCCUGCGACAACAACAAAAGGUAUAGAGACAACAGGCACGUGAGCAUGGGUGCUGAGAAAUGGCUUGAUAUCGAACUAUGGAACUCAACGGCAGAAUGCUUUGAUGCUUUGAAAAGGCGUGGUUAUCGCAUUGCAACUACCUAUCUGGGAAAUGAUUCGGUCUCUGUGUACGACAUGGAUUGGUCGCAUCCUACAGCUAUUGUUGUGGGCAAUGAACUUAUGGGCAUAAGUGAUGCUGCUUUAAAGUUAUCAGACUUGCACUGCAGUGUUCCUAUGAAAGGCAUGGUCGAUUCUUUUAAUGUAUCUGUUGCAGCUGGAAUCCUUAUGCACCAUGCUGUCUGCGAUAGAGUUUCCCGCCUUGGUCAUCAUGGUGAUCUCUUGCCUGACGAAAGUAGAAUAUUGCUUGCGGAGUUUUAUUUGCGGCAUAGAGAGAGCACAGCUGGCAUAGUUCACGAAUAUGCCAAAAGAAAGGCAGGAAACUUCAUGGCCAAAUUUUGAGAACUACUGAAGGAGAUUAUAAUUACUGAUGGAGAAAUAUGCACAACUUAGGUAAUUAUUCAGAGGGAUCUACUUUGGCAAUGAUGUUUCUGGCAUAUCACUUUUGGCAGGCUAGCUGGUGUUCAUCUCUCUAAUGAUUUCACAUAUUAAGCUGAGCUGCUCCCCCCUGAUUUUUUUUAAAAAAGAAACUUUCGGCGAAGGCUUUUCUGGAGCAGAGCUAUCGGCUGCUUGGCCAUCAGGGUAUAUCAAGAGGAUGACUUCAGAACAAAAUUUUGACAGAACUAUGAACUAUAACAUAAUGUUGACAGCUACGACAUUGCUAUUUCAGUGACAACGCUUGCUACCCAACUUUGGAUUUUGAUGCAAAUAUUAAGAUGCUAUUUUAGAUUCUGAUGUUAACCGUAAGUUUUAGCCUCGGCUCUUCUUCAAACAUGUGUCAUCCUAAACUCUUAGAACUUCUUAGCUACUGUUUUAUUAUUUUUCUCUCUUUUUUUCCAUCUCUUGCCCUUGCAGAAAUGCUUAAUGAAUUACUUGUAUUGUUGCCAAUGUUAAUAAUAAAAGCAAAAUGAUAAUAAUAAUAAUGUUGCUUUAGUGCAUGUACAUUUCAGAGACCCGGUAAUAUGGUGCCCACACCAGUAAGAACCCCUUCUGAAACGCAGCAACGGGAAAAAAAACGUAGAAUUUUAAUAGACAGAAGAAGAUUGAAAAAACAUGUCGAAUUUUAAUCGAGAGAGGAUUGAAAAAAACAUAUGGACCGCUAGAAUAUAUCCAGAAAAAAAGA
Oryza brachyantha (malo sina) is the source of this 1893-nucleotide messenger RNA. RefSeq names its product tRNA (guanosine(18)-2'-O)-methyltransferase. Gene Ontology annotation, molecular function: RNA binding. Gene Ontology annotation, biological process: tRNA guanine ribose methylation. The transcript has 6 exons. The record is from RefSeq and is a predicted model, not a curated record. The coding region runs from base 99 to 1112 and encodes 337 amino acids. Lineage: Eukaryota; Viridiplantae; Streptophyta; Magnoliopsida; Poales; Poaceae.